UUGAGUUCGUUUUUGUUUUUCGUUUUAGUUUAGUUUCGGCUCCUCUGUUUAUUUGCAAGCCAUCGCUCAACCCGCCCGCAUCGCCACCCCCGCCCCCUGCGUUUCACAGCCCCCACCAAUGGACGUCCGGACGAAGUGCACCAGCGAGCAGCCUCUGGAGCAGGACAUCCCGGCGGGAAACCACCGCCUGCUGCAGUUCACCAACUGCCGCCUGGUACGUGGCCACCAGAUCAUCCACGAGGAUCUGUGGGUGCGCGACGGUCGGAUCGUGAAUCCGGAGCCCGUUUUCUUCGACGAGCAGGCCAGGGCCCACUGUCGCAUCGACUGUGGAGGCGCCAUCAUUGCACCCGGCUACAUCGACCUCCAGAUCAAUGGUGGCUAUGGCGUAGACUUCUCCUACGACACGGAGACCAUCGAGGAGGGCGUGGCCACGGUGGCACGCGGUCUGGUCAAGGGCGGGGUCACCUCCUUCUGUCCCACGCUGGUAACCUCGCCCAGCGACAGCUACCACAUAAUACUGCCGCGCAUUCCCGCAGUGGUUCCCAAAGGAGCCGGCAUCCUGGGUAUCCACGCCGAGGGUCCGUUCAUCAAUCCACAGAAAAAGGGCGCACAUCCGGAGCACUGCAUACAGACCAUUGAUAAGGGACUCAGCACGCUGAAGGACACGUACGGCUCCCUGGAACGCAUCAAGAUCAUCACCCUGGCGCCGGAGAAGGUCACCGAUCCGGAGGUGAUUGGCCAGCUGGUGGAGCGAGGCAUCACCGUGGCCCUGGGCCACUCGAUGGCCUCGCUGAGCGAUGGAGAGAGGGCAGUGCAGCAGGGCGCCACGCUGAUUACGCACCUGUUCAACGCCAUGCUGCCGUUCCACCACCGCGAUCCCGGCCUGGUGGGCCUGCUGGCCUCGGACGCAGUGCCGCACGGAAGGACCGUGUACUUCGGCAUCAUCUCAGACGGAGUGCACACGCAUCCGGCGGCGCUGAGGAUCGCCUACCGCACGCAUCCGCAGGGCCUGAUUCUGGUCACGGACGCCAUAUCGGCGCUGGGCCUCGAGGAGGGAGUCCACCACAUCGGACAGCUGCCGCUGCAGGUUAAGCAGGGCAAGGCGUUCAUCGCUGGCACGGAAACGCUGUGCGGCAGCAUCGCUCCGAUGGACGAGUGCGUGCGUAUCUUCCAGAAGGCGACCGACUGCUCCGUGGUCUACGCCAUCGAGGCGGCCACCUUGCAUCCGGCACAGUGCCUGCAGAUUGAGCAGCAGAAGGGAACCCUGGACUUUGGCACGGACGCGGACUUUAUUCUCCUAGAUGACCAGCUCCGGGUGCUAUCCACCUGGAUCGCGGGUGUAUGUGUUUAUAGGACUGCCAAGUAGUGCAUCGAAUGUACGACUGUUACAAUUGUUUUCAUUUACCUGAUACAGGAUGUAUUUUAUACCGAAGAUUCUCCAAUUAAAUUGUUAUAUUUAUACAUUCCAGUUUAAAAAAGAGAGCAUUUCACUAACAUCGCAUCAUUUCAGUUGAAGGAAUUCGGGAUUGCCUAGAACAGCCAAGGAUCUUCAAAUAAAGUGCCAUGGCAUUCACCAUUCGAAAGUCCCAAACGAGCCAAAGCCAAAGCCAAAAAUGAGUCAUUGGUUUAUAUGACAUGGUUUAGGUUGUUCUUUAUAUUUUAAUCGGUAAAUCAUUUGGUGUGGACAACUAAACUAAAUCCAUAUACAGUUACAAAUAAUAGGUUUACACGACAAAAAAAAAAGUAGAAUAAAAUUACAAGGAGACGGGAGGCGAGCGCUUGAUGGUGCGUUGGUUUUGGGCGCUCCUCCCUUGCGGAUGCGAAUGCAAAUGCGAAUGCUACAUUGAUGGCGUGCACCUUACACGAUCCUUACAUAGAAACAUGGAGAUAUACACGCGCGCACACCCACGCCCCCUUAAGUGUACACAGAUAUAUAUAUAAAUUGGGUGUGCGAGCGCGAAUGCACAUAAAAACGAUGCGAUAUACGGUGUGUAGUUAUAUAUAUAAAGACAUAUAUAUAUGUAUGUAUAUAUAUAGGCAAUAAUCAGAAAACAAUUUCGGUUCACCUCGAUCUCUAUAUCGAACUCCUACUGCGACUCCAGCUCUGGCCGAGGACCUGGCUUGAUGAGUGGCCAGGGAACAGAGCAGAGCAGGGCGUUCAUCCCCACCCGCCCCAUCGAACUCCUGGGUGGCUUAGCAUCGACAAACAAAGCGAAAGCAAGCUAGGUAUAGGCUAUAUACUAUCCGAUGUAUAAUAUGUAUAGGUGUUAUUUAUAUCUAGGCUGAAACGCAAAACAAAACGAAA
This is a messenger RNA of Drosophila santomea, 2305 nucleotides long. RefSeq names its product N-acetylglucosamine-6-phosphate deacetylase. Gene Ontology annotation, biological process: N-acetylglucosamine catabolic process. The coding region runs from base 119 to 1366 and encodes 415 amino acids. The transcript is spliced from 4 exons. Gene Ontology annotation, molecular function: N-acetylglucosamine-6-phosphate deacetylase activity. The record is from RefSeq and is a predicted model, not a curated record. NCBI's taxonomy places the organism in Eukaryota, Metazoa, Arthropoda, Insecta, Diptera, Drosophilidae.